Myzus persicae (green peach aphid) is the source of this 2922-nucleotide messenger RNA. RefSeq names its product alpha-aminoadipic semialdehyde synthase, mitochondrial (gene LKRSDH). The transcript is spliced from 17 exons. Lineage: Eukaryota; Metazoa; Arthropoda; Insecta; Hemiptera; Aphididae. Bases 1 to 2784 code for a protein of 927 amino acids. Gene Ontology annotation, cellular component: cytoplasm. The record is from RefSeq and is a predicted model, not a curated record. Gene Ontology annotation, molecular function: saccharopine dehydrogenase activity.
AUGUUACGGAGUUUCAAGUAUUAUAGCGGUUUUACGAUAGCCCGAAAAAAACACACCGGGAAAGUGAUAGCCAUAAGAAGAGAAGAUCAAUCAGUAUGGGAAAGGAGAGCCCCAUUCGCACCAGCCAAUGUGGCCGAAUUAACCAAGAACGGCGUCAAAGUAAUCGUCCAACCGGCAAAUAGAAGAGCUUAUCCCGUUCAAGCAUAUGUUAGCGCCGGAGCAGUGAUACAAGAAGACAUAUCCGAGGCGUCAGUGAUAUUCGGAGUGAAACAGGUCCCUAUUGAUUUGUUGCUACCGAAUAAAACCUACUGCAUGUUCUCGCACACAAUCAAAGCACAAGAAGCCAAUAUGCCCCUGCUGGAUGCCAUCUUAGAAAAAAAUAUACGGCUAAUAGAUUAUGAAAAGCUGAUGGAUUCUUCCGGAAAUAGAGUAGUGGCUUUUGGGAAGUACGCCGGGAUUGCAGGUAUCAUAAAUAUUUUACACGGUUUGGGAUUGCGAUUGCUAGCUCUUGGACACCAUACACCACUCAUGCACAUCGGGCCUGCCCACAAUUACAGGAAUUCGAUGAUGGCCAGACAAGCGCUAAGGGAUGCCGGGUACGAGAUCGCGUUAGGCAUGAUGCCUAAAUCGAUAGGCCCGAUUACGUUUGUCUUUACGGGGUCUGGAAACGUAUCGCAAGGUGCACAAGAAAUAUUCCAAGAGUUGCCACACGAGUACGUGCCACCGUCUAUGCUCCAAAAAGUUGCAGAACAUGGAGGCAGCACAAAGUUUUACGCGUGCGUUGUCACGCGUAAAGAUUAUUUGGAGAGAAUUGAUGGCGGCGGGUACAAUCAAGAAGAAUAUGAACAAUAUCCCUCCAAAUACAGAUCAACGUUCAACAAAAAGAUCGCUCCGUAUGCUUCGGUCAUUAUGAACUGCAUAUACUGGGCUCCAGAUUGUUCCAAGCUAUUGACGGUGCCGGAUGCCAAGUCGCUGCUGACUCCUUCUCAGCUACCGUGGAUACCGAUAUCCGAAGGCGCACCUGGACUUCCACACAGGCUACUGGGCAUCUGUGAUAUAUCUGCAGAUCCGGGCGGUUCUAUAGAGUUCAUGAACGAGUGCACAACCAUUGACAAUCCGUUUUGCCUGUAUGACGCACAUUUACACAAAGACACCAAAAGUUUUAGAGGAUCGGGAGUGUUGGUAUGCUCGAUAGAUAAUAUGCCGACGCAGCUGCCAAUGGAAUCCACAGACUUAUUUGGAAACUUAGUACUUCCAUACGCCAUGAAUAUACUUCAAUCGGACGCCACUAAACCACUGGAAGAUCAUGCUUUUUCGCCGGCGGUUCUAGGAGCUAUCAUCGCCAGCAACGGAUUGCUGACCGAACGGUUUGAAUACAUCAAAGAGUUGAGACUAGCCAAUAAAUUUGCUUCCUUUAAGUCCUCCAACGUUGAUCACACCGGCAAAAGAGUAUUGGUGCUCGGUUCAGGCCAUGUGUGUGGACCGUUAAUCGAAUAUCUCUUAAAAGACGAAUCGUUAAUAAUCGUGCUCGGUUCUGUGGACGUCAGUGGAUCCAACAGCUUAGCAAACAAAUUCAAUAGAGUUCAGCCAAUUCAAAUAAAUAUUUUAGAGGACUUGAGUUACUUAAAAGAGCUUGUGGAACAGUCGGAUUUGGUUGUGUCGCUCCUCCCUAGUCAAUUUCACCACUUGGUGGCUGAACAGUGUAUAGAAUUGAAAACAAACAUGGUCACGGCUUCGUAUUGUUCGGAUAAAAUGUCACAGCUGCACGAUAGAGCGGUCGAAGCCGGUAUAACCAUUGUCAACGAAGUUGGCUUGGACCCGGGCAUCGACCAUCUGUUGGCCAUGGAAUGCAUCGAUCAAAUACACGAAGAGGGUGGUAAAAUCGACUCAUUUGUAUCAUAUUGCGGAGGUUUGCCGGCUCCCGAAUACUCCAACAAUCCACUGAGAUAUAAGUUCUCGUGGUUUCCUCGUGGGGCGCUUGUGAACACCGUAGCUGAAGCCAAAUACCUACGAGAUCACGAGAUAAUCGAUAUCCCUGCCGGAGGUGCUCUAAUGAAGAACACGACAGAACUGGAUUUCUUACCAGGAUUUUCGUUUGAGGGUUUCCCAAACCGAGACAGCACCCGAUACGCCAAACUUUACGGCAUAGCAGCGGAAGUACAGACCAUGCUCAGGGGUACGAUACGGUACAAAGGUUUUUCUGAGAUGAUGAUGAUACUACAAAAGCUACGGCUUAUCGAGUCUAAAGACCACGCAGCCCUCCAUCCAAAUGGACCAGACAUCACGUGGUGUCAGUUGAUUUGCACGCUAUUGGAUAUCAAUGACAUCGACAUGUUCUACGAAAAUAUGUUGUCAAAAGUAGCCGAUAAGAUCGGUACAUCAGUCCUGGACAAAGUCAUGGAUCUUGGACUGUUAACAGAGGAACCAGUCCUAAAACUCGGCUCGCCGUUGGACACAUUUUCACAGUUUAUCGCUUCAAAAUUGUCUUUAAAUAAAAACGAAAGGGACCUGGUGGUGUUGUACCACGACAUCGGAGUUCUGUAUCCCGGCAAUCGGUAUGAAAAGAAAUUAGUAACACUUGUGUCUUACGGCGAAACCAAUGGAUACACAGCAAUGGCGAAGACAGUUGGAAUACCGACAGCAAUAGCAGCUACUAUGGUCCUCCAAGGAGAAAUACAAGCCAAGGGCAUGGUGUUGCCGUUUACCCCGGAUAUUUACAGGCCCAUGUUGACAAGAUUAAAGCUCGAGGGAAUAUCUGCGCAAACCACGAACGUCCGGUCAUGAUUUUAUUGUAUUUUUCAUCGGAAAUAAAACUUUUUAUUAUAUUUGUCCCAAAACGUCAUUAUGAUGUGAUACUUGUUAUGUAAAUUUGUAUUGCGUAGCUUGUUCAUGCAUACAAUAUAUAAUCAACAUUAAUUAUUA